Suillus subalutaceus is the source of this 1095-nucleotide messenger RNA. RefSeq lists its product as uncharacterized. Lineage: Eukaryota; Fungi; Basidiomycota; Agaricomycetes; Boletales; Suillaceae. Gene Ontology annotation, cellular component: nucleus. The record is from RefSeq and is a predicted model, not a curated record. Bases 1 to 1095 code for a protein of 364 amino acids. Gene Ontology annotation, molecular function: RNA binding. The transcript is spliced from 6 exons.
AUGUCUGAGAAACCCAUGGUGGAGGACCUUUGGUCUCAUGUGCUUACAUGCUAUGGACAGCGGGGAGCAGCGCUCGGUGAGACACCCCUCCCUUUUGCACCCAGGUCCAUCUUCGAGUACAUCUCCAAGAAAGACCAAGAACGCAUCAAGAACAUUGCUGCAAGCCGCUUUGUCCCCCCUUCCACGUCGGAUGACCCCUCGCCAGGUCCCUCACUCUCCACACCUCCCAGGAUCACACACACCAAGUCCGACGUCGCCCAAGCUGCUCUCCGAGGUUUUCAGAUCUUCAUGGCCGACCCCUCUAAGCAGGCAAGGUACACUGCCCAUCUACGUGCACACACAAAUCCUGGCUCAGGCGCAAUUCUACCCGCACAGAAGCCUGGGCAGACACCCGAGGAGUUCUCAAAAGAGACAAGUGAUUAUACAAAGUUAGCUGCGUUAUUCCGCCCCGUUUCUGGAGCCAUGGCUGGGUGGUUUACAACUGCCGCUCCAGAAGAGGAAGCGGACAUGGAUGUGACGGAGGAAAAGCCGAAGGAGGAAGUCAAGGAAGAAGCCCCAAAGGUGCAUGCUGCUCGACUGGGUACUAUGUAUGGUGCUAUGACGCGUGAGGUCGCGGGGCCUGAGUUCACGGGCACGGCGUCCGCAGACGAAUUCGCGGGUGCAAGCGUAGGAAUAACGCAAGUGGAGGGUGGGAGUUCCGGGAGUAGCGAGCGCGAUGUUGCAAAUAUUGGCAUGGAGGAAGCAAUUUUUGCGAGUAAUGAUGGGGAGAGUGACGAGGAGAAGGAUCGUAUGGAUGAUGUCGAUGAGGUGGACGAGCCCCCGCCGUCUCUGAGCCAGUCAGGCCGUCUAAACCAGGCCCGGGUGUCAAGCCACUACCAGCGAAUGGCAUCGUGGAAGAUGUUGACCUGGCUACUCAUUGUCGUCACUGCUACGCAUCAAAAACACCAAGAUCGGGAUAGCGAGAUGCCGAGGAAGAAGAAACGGAAGGAUGAAGAGGAGGAUGGAGGUGAGAAUAUGUGGGUUGAAAAGCCUCCGCCGGAUAUCGUGAAAGCCUUGCCUAUCGAUCUGUCUCCUCACGAGGGCGGUCACAGUUAG